Messenger RNA from Sparassis crispa, 567 nucleotides. RefSeq lists its product as hypothetical. The coding region runs from base 1 to 567 and encodes 188 amino acids. The record is from RefSeq and is a predicted model, not a curated record. Lineage: Eukaryota; Fungi; Basidiomycota; Agaricomycetes; Polyporales; Sparassidaceae. The transcript is spliced from 5 exons.
AUGGCCAAAGGUUUCUCCCAAGAGGCGCUGGAUUUCGUGGAUCGGCGAAUUCCCUCUGCGCCACUGGACGCAGACAAUGCCGAUAAAACUAUGGGAGAGGCACUCACCCUCCCAUGCGCCCCAUACUACAAUAUUCCCGAGCGUACUGUGGGGCAGGUCUCCAAUAUUGAGCGAGUCUGCCGUUGGGUCAUGGAAUACCCCCUGACAACCUCUCAACGCAUUCUACAUCUCACUAUGCCACAAACAGAUGACUGGAGUUUUUCACCUGAGAAGCAUGCCCGUGAUAUCGACAUGGACAAAGACAUAUUCCGGUACACCACUUUUAGUGCCGCUGCUGCACCUCUGUCUCCCAGAGGGUGCCCAAUACCUUCAGUCACUGUGGUCAUACAGCCACCGUGGAUACUUUCCCCGCAAGAUCUUGUGGCAUUUGUAGGUUGUGGAGCACUUCCUCCUUAUAAUCCGCAUGGCGCAGGCAGAGAUUAUACCUGCAGUCAGAGGCUGUGGAGCAUGAUCUGGGAUGUCUGUUUGCUGAGGCGAGCCAGUAGACUAGAACUUCUUCCACGGUAG